Messenger RNA from Raphanus sativus (radish), 1820 nucleotides. RefSeq lists its product as uncharacterized. The transcript has a single exon. Bases 120 to 1820 code for a protein of 566 amino acids. The record is from RefSeq and is a predicted model, not a curated record. Lineage: Eukaryota; Viridiplantae; Streptophyta; Magnoliopsida; Brassicales; Brassicaceae.
AGUCUUCCUCCAUCUUUCUGCUGUCUCGAUCAUCAGAAUCUAGACUCGCUGCCUUGAAGGAUACGCUACUAAAUUCUGUGAAAGAACACUAGGGUUUCAUCUGAGCUACGUUUGGAAUAAUGGCAUAUAAUUUUGUGGAUUAUCUGCGAAACAUAUGGUCCGUUUCAAUGUUUGAUACUGACCUGAGAGACUCAAAGGAGAUUGUAAACACACUAUCUGUGCCUGAGAGCACAAAGACCUUUGUGUUUGCAAUCAAAGUCCCCGAGCAUGACUCCACUAUUUACAUACUCUCUGCUCAGAACUUUUCUCUUAGAUCUGUUAUUGAUGCCGAGUGUCUUAUACGGGAGCUUCGUCCUGAUGCUGUAGUGACUCAAGUGAACGGUUCAGAUCUUAGAGAAGAAGCUCAAGAGAUGGAUGAUGGCUCUAAUGAUUCCAUCCCCACGUCAGCUUUUAAAGUUCUUACACGUUGUUUUCUAGACAAAACAUUUAACAAAGAAAAGUACGAAAGUGUUGCCGGGAAGUUGGUUUUGAAGGAGAUUUUUGGGACAAGUUUCAAUGGACAUGUGUUGGCUGUCAAAAAGGUGGCUGAGGAGGUUGGUUCAUCGUUUAUGGUACUUGACUCUCCUUUUAUUAUGGAAAGUCUAUCAAAAUCUCUCAAAGCACAAUAUUAUUAUGGCUCUGCUAUAACCAAUGAUGCACAUGCCUUGAUGUUGAAACUGUUAACUUCGCAUAGUACUCACCUCAGUAAAGAGAUUAGCCCAUCAAGCAAUCUUGCCAACGAGACAAAGUCCGAUUCUCCUGAGCUUCCACUAUUUGCUUACUCCAUUUAUAACUUGCUUGUUACUCUUCACAACAUAUUCAAUGGUCGCCCAGCUAUUAGGAAAGCUUUAGACAGUGCCACAAAGAUGUUGUCUGAUGUAAACAGAGGGGAAACCAUUGAUAAAGAGGCUCUUCUUUCUGAAGUAUACCUUUUCAGAACUGCAGUUGAAGGUAUAAGAAUUGCUUUGAACAAUUCUGGUAGGCAACCCAUCAGGCUAUCAAACCAAACCCAAGUUCAGUUCUCAAAGCUCUCUUCUACGGAGAAAUCUUAUGCACUUAUGGCAGAUAGUCUCCGUGAUCAGGCUAAAAAGUUUAAGAACAUAGUAGCAGUAGUAGACGCAGGUAACCUCGCAGGUCUCAGGAGACACUGGAGAACUUGUGUUCCUCAAGAAGUCAAAGAUAUGUCUACCGAGCAUACGCUACUGGAUUGUAGUAGUAAUGAUUCCAACUUAAAACCAAUUGCUGCGGUCGGUGCAGGUGCUUUAAAACUAACCAAGGCCGUUUCAGCGUUUAAAGCCCUAGCUCCGUUGAAACUUUUCUUGAGAAACACGCAAAAGGCAAUGUUUUUGGGAAAAACAUCUUUAUCCUCGGAGAUAAUCAGGUUCAGCGGAGUAACAGAGUAUAUAUUAUCUUCUGCGCAAGAUACCAGCUUAUUUUCCGUACAAGCUACACUUUAUACAAUGAUAAUAAGGAGAAGACGAGCAACACCUAUAGGCACCUUACCAGUGGCUAUGUUUGGAGUCAGUCUUGCUACUUUUGCGGGGUUGCUCUACUAUGAAAAGGGGAUCAUGUGUGCAGCUGAGACUCUUCCUUCAGCUCCUUCGAUUGCAAAACUAGGACGUGGGAUUCAAAACUUACGUGAGGCGUCUCAGGAAGUGAUAAGGAGAGAAAACAAGAGGAUACCACCGAAAGUAAUGGAGGGGCUUAGUCAGAGGGUGAGGGACUUCACCCUUCGCUAUUCAUUAUCUUUCAGUUUCAAAACCAAAUUUGGUUCGUAUUAG